AUGCCCGCUAUCGAAAAGGUCCUCACCACCAACGCCCCGGCGCCCCUCCCGCAGUUCUCCCAGGCCAUCAAGUACAACGGCAUGGUCUACUGCUCCGGCAACAUCGGCGUCCUCCCCGACAAGCCGGGCAUGGUGCAGGCCGAGGGUACCGUCAAGGACCGCACUCGCCAAGCCCUCAAGAAUCUCUCCGCCGUCCUCGAGGCCUCGGGGAGCAGUCUCCGCAACGUCGUCAAGGUCAACGUCUACAUCACCAAGAUGGCCGACUUCGCCACCAUGAACGAGGCGUACGACGAGUUCUUCACUUUUGACCCCAAGCCCGCCCGGACGUGCGUCGCCGUGUACCAGCUUCCGCUGGGCACCGACGUCGAGAUCGAGUGCACGGCGUUCCUCAACAAACCUGCCGAGAAGCUGUAA
Messenger RNA from Colletotrichum graminicola M1.001, 414 nucleotides. Its product is annotated as endoribonuclease L-PSP. Lineage: Eukaryota; Fungi; Ascomycota; Sordariomycetes; Glomerellales; Glomerellaceae. Gene Ontology annotation, molecular function: deaminase activity. Bases 1 to 414 code for a protein of 137 amino acids. Gene Ontology annotation, cellular component: mitochondrion; cytosol. The record is from RefSeq and is a predicted model, not a curated record. The transcript has 3 exons.